This is a messenger RNA of Polypterus senegalus (gray bichir), 2134 nucleotides long. RefSeq names its product neuroepithelial cell transforming 1 (gene net1). Bases 109 to 1905 code for a protein of 598 amino acids. Gene Ontology annotation, molecular function: guanyl-nucleotide exchange factor activity. Gene Ontology annotation, biological process: positive regulation of Rho protein signal transduction; intracellular signal transduction. The transcript is spliced from 12 exons. The record is from RefSeq and is a predicted model, not a curated record. NCBI's taxonomy places the organism in Eukaryota, Metazoa, Chordata, Cladistia, Polypteriformes, Polypteridae.
UUGUUGAUAACAAUAGGGUAGAUCCAGUUUUCAUAGUUGCAUUGUUUAUGUCGCAGUUUUAGGUGUAUAUUAAUUUUAGGGUAAUUCGAACGGAGGGGUCGCAAGCAAAUGGAAGAAACGGAUGAUUCGAGAAUCAAAGACGCAGAGGCGGAAAAUUUGAGGCCGAAACGGAAAUCUGGAAGCAAAUGUAGAAAAUCGUCCAUCAACACCGAAUCCACAACUCCGGAAAACUGCAAUUCUAAGCGGCCACCUCUUCGAAGAGGAAGUUCCUUUACCUUUUUAACACCAGGAUCAAACUGGGAUUUUACUUUGAAAAGAAAAAGAAGGGAUAAAGAUGAUGAUGUUGUUAGCCUAUGCAGCUUUGAUUUUAAGGAGCCAAGUCACAAGCGGGUUCGCCCCCUCAGCAGGGUGACUUCACUGGCUAACCUAAUCUCACCUGUAAGAAAUGGCGCUGUCAGGCGCUUUGGACAUACAAUCCAGUCCAUCUCUUUCCGAAGUGACAGCAAGUCACCAAAUAGUUCCCAGAAGUCCUGCAGCAAAGCAGCGGCACCCACCCCACCAAAACGACGCAAUAGCACCCUUUGGUCUGAGACACUUGAUGUUAACAAAAAGGGAACGUUUUCAGCCAAAGAAAUCAAAAGACAGGAGACUAUUUUUGAACUGUACAGAGGAGAACAAGAUUUAAUUGAUGACCUGAAGUUGGCUCGAAAGGCUUACCAUGACCCCAUGCUGAAGCUGUCUAUUAUGUCUGAGGAUGAACUGACUCAAAUAUUUGGAGAUCUGGAUUCCUAUAUCCCCUUACAUGAAGACCUUCUGGAACAACUCACAAAAGCUACAGAUCCAGAUGGGACAGUGGGGCAGAUUGGACAUAUAUUUAUUAAAUGGCUGCCAAGACUCAAUGCAUAUAAAAAAUACUGCAGUAAACAGCUGGCAGCAAAAGCAUUGCUGGAUCAGAAAAAGCAAGACCGCAGAGUUCAGGACUUUCUCCAGCGAUGUCUCGAGUCCCCGUUUAGCCGAAAACUCGACCUCUGGAGCUUCCUGGACAUUCCACGGAGCAGACUGGUCAAAUAUCCCCUGCUUCUGAAAGAGAUUUUAAAGCACACUCCAAAUGACCAUUCGGAUAUUGAGACGUUGGAAGAAGCUAUUUCAAUAAUCCAGGGUGUACUUUCUGACAUCAAUGUAAAGAAAGGUGAAUCUGAAUGCCAGUAUUACAUUGACAAAUUAGACUACCUUGAUGAAAGACAAAAAGAUCCACGAAUAGAAGCCAGUAGGACACUGUUGUGUCAUGGAGAGCUGAGGAAUAAGAGUGGAACUAAACUGUAUGUAUUCCUUUUUCAAGACAUCUUGAUUUUAACCAGGCCGGUGACCCGUAGUGAUCGGCCUUACUACCAGGUUUAUCGUCAGCCAAUUCCAGUAGAAGAACUGGUUCUGGAGGACUUACAAGAUGGAGAUGUUCGAAUGGGAGGCUCAUUCAGGGGAGCUUUCAGUAACGCAGACAAAGCCAAAAACAUCUUCAGAGUGCGAUUCCAAGAUCCAUCUCAGGGCCAGUCACAUACCUUGCAAGGGAACGACAUAUUCCACAAACAGCAGUGGCUCAACUGUAUCCGUGCCGCUAUUGCUACACACCAGCAAAACCAUUCUCCAUUGAAGGAGAAACAAGAAACUGUAGACACCCACGAACAGAACUCCCGGGUGGGAAGCAUCAAGGAGAAGCGGCGGGAGUCUGUUCUGUCUGGAAUUGUUCAUAUGGAAGCAGAUGAGAUUUCUGAAUCAGGGUCUGUUCAGGAUGACACAACAGAGGAGACUGAAAACCUACAAGUGGCUGUCAACAAGACGCCACCAGUUCACAAAUCAAAAAAGGACAAAUCCCAAUCAGGGGGCAAAAGAAAAGAAACAGUUGUGUAAAUAGCGUCUGUUGCUGCACUCCAGUGAAUUGUUGUAUUUAUAAGUGUUACAGUUUUGUUUUGUCUCAAGAAAUGUAAUAAUUUCUUUUGUUUUUUUAUUUUAUUUUUCAUGAUGGCAGCUACAUUUGUCGAGUCUGUUAUACUUUCUGUAUAACAUUAGGGUUUGUUUUUAAAGUUGUGAACUUUUACUUAAAAGUAUUCCAACAGUAUGCCAAUUUCUGAAAAGUGAA